This is a messenger RNA of Drosophila yakuba, 650 nucleotides long. RefSeq lists its product as uncharacterized. Lineage: Eukaryota; Metazoa; Arthropoda; Insecta; Diptera; Drosophilidae. The record is from RefSeq and is a predicted model, not a curated record. The transcript has a single exon. The coding region runs from base 383 to 586 and encodes 67 amino acids.
ACAAAUACUAAAAUCUCUCCCAUACAUAAAUUGAAUCAACAUAUAUUCCUCAACAUUAAAUACUUUUUCAAAAUGAAUAAUAGCGUAAUAUCCUUCUCGUCCAGAUGUGGUAAUUUUCGCAGAACCAUCCAUAAAUUAGUUUAUUUGCCGGCUGGGUCCUUUUGGUGGGGUUCGUCAGCAAACGGUUCACAAUAAUUGCCAAUGCAGAAACCUUUUUGGCCCGCUGCUAAUGAGCCGAACAUCGCCGCAUCGCUUCUGCAUUUAGGCCUAAUAACUGUCGGCGAGGAAAGUCUGCAAAUGGCCAGUGGAGAGCCGCCGAGAAACCUCCCGAAAAAGGCGCACAAGUCAAAGCAAAUUAAAAUAAGAAUCACGACAGGUUACCAUGCAAUCCCCCAAUCGAACCCGGGAGGACUUUAGCUCCAUUCGGAACAAACACGAAACGCCGCCGACAGAAAAGUUCAAGUCGGCUGGUGAAAGAAAUUUACAAGUGUUAAAUGUCGAACGCUUUUUGGCACUGAGGGGAAAUGCGUGCUGGCCGGCUUUCGACACGAAGGCAACGCGGAAACUGUGGACAAAUAAACACUAGGAUGUAAGAUGCACUCUAAACAAAUUUGUACUAAAUAAUGUAUACCUCUUCUAAUUAAAAAUUA